AUGGCUUUCUGUUCUGAUUUCCAAGCAGAACUUACUGCAUGGUGUAAGGAGGCUGUGUUAGAUGAAACUCAUGCUAUUUUGCUGAUAGGGGUUCCUGUUGAGCUUGAUGUGGCUCAGGUUGAGGAGGCUGCUCAAACAGUGAAAGCCUGGGGCAGAGUCCGUGUAAGAGCUACCAAAACAGAGGGGGGAGAUCCCUGGAAAGUGGUAAUUGUCCAAGAGGGUGAUACCAAUGCAGCAGAGUUUGCAGAAAAACUGGCAAUGUUUCUGACUAAUGAAGGAAAGUCUUUGUUGGACUUACAGUCCAAGUGUUCUUUUCCUAUACCUCCUGGGGAAGAAACUAUGGAAAGCUGGGUUGACCAAGCUCGCAUGAUGAUCUCAGAGUGUGAGUGCUCUGAAAAAGAAAAGAGACGGCGACUCAUAGAGAGCUUAAAAGGGCCCGCUCUGGACAUAGUUAAAGCAGUGAGAUUCUCCUGUCCUGAAGCAGAUGCUCUGAAAUAUAUAGAGGCCAUAGAAAAUACUUUUGGAACCUCUGAAUCAGGCGAAGAUUUGUACUUUGCUUUCCGUCUUCUCCGCCAAUCGCCAGAUCGAGUGAGAGUAGAACAACUGAUUAGAGGAGCAGUAGAGUCUGACAUGAUGCUUCUACAGCUAAGGCUGCGAGAAAGGAAAAUGCAACCACCUACUUUCUUAACUCUUUUAAAUGAGAUACGAGAAGCAGAGGAAGGUGAAGCUGCCAGACAAAAAAUUAAAGCUACAGUAAAAUCAUUGCAGUGUCAAGAACAAAAACUCAGUGUUGCAGUUGUGAAUGAGCUAAGAGCGGAAAUUCAGGAUUUAAGAGCAAAACUAGUGGAUGAGCCUGUAAAAAUUUCCACCAAUGCCUAG
Paramisgurnus dabryanus is the source of this 879-nucleotide messenger RNA. Lineage: Eukaryota; Metazoa; Chordata; Actinopteri; Cypriniformes; Cobitidae. The record is from RefSeq and is a predicted model, not a curated record.